AUGGAAAUGGGUCUUAGGAUCCAGUCCAUUCCAACCAUUGAGCCUUAUAGAGAAAUGAGCACUAUUGAAAAUACCUUUAGAAAAUGGAAUCACCCUGUAUUGUUGGCAGCAUGGGUUCAAAUUCAUGCGGCACAAAGUUUAAGCUCACAUUUUGUUUUUACCCUAAACCGCCGACAAAACCUACCAAAUACUCACUAA
Molecule: messenger RNA, 198 nt
Organism: Nezara viridula (southern green stink bug)
Lineage: Eukaryota; Metazoa; Arthropoda; Insecta; Hemiptera; Pentatomidae
Source: the annotation of a GenBank genome assembly